AUGCCAGAGGGCGACAUUUGGGAGCAAGUAUGCGAGGCGUUCUACGGUCCCGAUAGAGAAGAGCUGUUAGACGGAUUGACAGAGGAGCAAGUUAUCGGGCGUAUCCGUCGCAUUCGCCGCCGAUACUACGGUGGUGAUAUUCACGGAGUUGUGGAAGUCCCUCCCUUCUCCAAAGUGAAAGACUCGGCCAUCCCAUUCUUCCGGUUCCAUUUGGUAACGGCCCACCCCGAUCCUAAGAAAGCACCAAGUCGUGUGCUAGGCUGGGCCCAUCCUGCGCUGAAAGAGCUCCUACUCUACAACAGCGUAUCUCUUUUCCUCGACGGUACUUUUCGAUCUGUACCACGAGGAUUUCGCCAGUGCUUGAUCUUAAUGGUGGAUGACCCAGCGCGUAACCUGUUCACACCGGUAUACUUCGUGCUCUGUACGUCCCAGACUGAGUCCAUGUACGACGAUAUCCUGCAUCUCAUCUACCGCGACACCGGCAAAAAGCUCAAUCCUGCAGAAAUUGUAUGUGAUUUCGAGUUUAGCCUCAUCUCAUCUGUUCAGACCCGGUUCCCGAACGCUGAAGUGGUGGGCUGUUUCUUCCAUUUUAAACAAGCCAUUCGCCGGCGACUGAAAGACGAGCGCAUCUCCGACGACGAAGUGACUAUCGCUAUGGAGUCUGGCGUCUUGGACAUUCUCACUGUAAUUGAUCCAGACCUCGUCGAUCCGAAGGGCAUCGCAUGGGUGAAGCAGGAGAUCAAGCAGAGGUGCAUCGCGAACAAUUGCCCAUACUCACGCCGUGAGUGGAAAAGUUUUUGGGUUUACUUUAGAAAAACCUGGCUUGAGCGAUACUACAUCACUGAGUGGAAUGUGUUUGGUAUCGCCAAUACUAUCGUGGCGCGCACAAACAACCCCUUGGAGAGGUUUAACAGGGAGAUGAACGCCGCGUUCAAGCCCCACCCCAAGCUUCGACACUUUGUUUCUACAAUUGCCAAAAUUUCAACUGCUUACGCGCAGCGGCAAGCCAACAUCACGCGCGGUCUACGCAAGAAGAAACAGCGUCCACCACGCGUUGAGUUGCCGGCUGCCCCCGACUUAGCAACAUUUGAAGUUCCGCCUGAGUCGGAAGAUGAAGGUGACUAUGAUGAGCUUGGCGACCAGUCCGACGGCUCAGUCGAAUCAGCUCGUAGUGGCGAAACUGAUCACUCUUCGAAGGAAGAUGAGCCACCCCGAAAUGCGCAGUCGGCUGAAGACUUGCAGCAGCAAAUUGAUGAGCACGCUAACACUUACAACUUCUUCCUUGACUCGGACAGUGACCACGAUCCAGAUGAAGAAAAUGGCGUGGAGGAGUGGUCAUUCUAG
Phytophthora sojae is the source of this 1344-nucleotide messenger RNA. RefSeq lists its product as hypothetical. The transcript has a single exon. Lineage: Eukaryota; Oomycota; Peronosporomycetes; Peronosporales; Peronosporaceae. The coding region runs from base 1 to 1344 and encodes 447 amino acids. The record is from RefSeq and is a predicted model, not a curated record.